Messenger RNA from Lobosporangium transversale, 2433 nucleotides. RefSeq lists its product as hypothetical. The record is from RefSeq and is a predicted model, not a curated record. Bases 1 to 2433 code for a protein of 810 amino acids. Lineage: Eukaryota; Fungi; Mortierellomycota; Mortierellomycetes; Mortierellales; Mortierellaceae. The transcript is spliced from 2 exons.
AUGGCUGACAGGAGCCCACGUCCUCUCAGCGCCCAAGGUGUCUAUCUCACUACUAAACAAAGGAAAGCAGAAGAGGGAGAAGGCAAGAACGACAAGCCGAGACGAGCUUCUGCAAGCAUUCCACAUACCACCAUUCAACCUCCGCACACUACCACACUUGAAUCGAAUCGAAAAUACCCUCACACCCACCAUCAAUGCUCUCCUAAUCCUUCCACAGCCACCAUCACCAUCAACACCAACUUUGCAAACAACUCCGACUCCUCCACCAGUAGUACAUCAUCCAAUAGUCCAUUAAGUCCAAUCUUUAGUCCCACUGUACAUCAUCUGAGAUCACCAUCACCUGCCUUUCGAAGGGGAUCUGUUUCAGGAAUGGAAGAACGACGAGCUAGACCACAAUCGAGAUGUUCUUCUGUCAGGGCCAAGAGUCCAAUCCCAAUUGAAGAAAGGCCGCGAUGGGUAGGAGCAUGGUCCUCCAUUGCAGCCGGAACACGAUCUGAGAGUCAGUAUCAAUCCCAAAAUCACCCUCAAUAUCCGAGAUACCCAAGCAAUAAUAGCCAUCUCCCUCCCUCUACAUCAACUUCUUCACCCUCGCCGAAACCUCAAAAACGCCAGCCAUGCAUUAAAAGCCCAAAAUCAGGGGGAGGCACUGCUGGAGGAGCAGGCGAAAGAGGAUCCAAUCAAUCUGAACACAACUCGUCAUCUUCAUCUCCAACAUCUCCUCUUCGGCCUUUUUCGCCACCUCCUCUCAGACCCAAGAGUGGAUUAUCCAAUUAUACAAAGAUUUCGAUUACUACGAAUACAUCACCAAAGUCUCAAUCCGACACUCCCAAAGCCGUACUUCGGAAAUCAAAACGCUACAGUCAUGUCAGUGCGAAGGUAGACAGCGGCCUCAGGAAGUCAGUACAGAAUGUGGGACAAGAACAAAGACAAGAGCAGGAUCACGGACAAAGGAGCAAUGACAAUAAUAAUGAUAAUAAUUGUAAUGAUGCAAAUCUUGCUGAUAGGCCUGUAGUAGAAGGUGACACAACUGAAAUUCCCAGACCAGAGCCAGAAAACGAGGUUGUACGGGUUGAGGUUGUAGAGAGCACAAACAGGUCCAGCUUAAGCUCAGCACCGCCACCAACGCCUGUUGCAUCAAAAGAUCCACCUGCUCUGAUUCGUCGACUCUUUUUUGGCGGUAUGAACAAUACAAGUAUUAUGGCCACCAAGAACACUAGCGAAAACAAUGGUGCAAAAGCUAGAAGCAUCAGCGGCAGUAGUACAAGCGGCAGGAGUAGAAGCAACAGUGAGAGCGGUAGCAGCAUUAACACCAGUGACAGCAACCACACAGAGCCAGACAAUAGUACCACAAAGCCAGAUGAAGCCAGUGCCACUACCACAACUCCAUCUGUAUCAUCAGGCUCGAGGAAUAUGUUCACUUCAUCUUUGACCACUGUCUCAGCCUUCACGGUCACUGCCAACAUGGAUCAUCGAAGCAGCUCCAACAGCACAAAAUCUGCUGGCUCUAGCAUAUUUUCAAAUGAUGAGGCACAACCAUCAUCCGUGAAUGACUCUGUAACAGCGUCCGUCUCUAUCAUUACUGCUACAUCCAUCAUUGAUACGGAAAGAAUGAAACAGGAUUAUCCUACAUCGACGUCUUCCCUGGACGCAGGGCAUGCUAGCUUACGCCAGAUGAAUGCUUCAGGCUCCGGUUCAAGUAAAGCUGCACCAUCGAUUAGAUCAGUAACUUCACCGACAGCGACAUCUGCACAAGAGGCGUUUUUGAAAAUCAUGGAAAAGCAACAGAAGAGUAGUCAGCAACGCUCAGGUCUAGGAGGGUUGUUUGGAGGCUUUCUAGGGUCAUCAAAGCCACGACCACGUUCAUAUCCCUCAACGGGUGAUCCCAAGGCUGCUUCUACUACAACUGGGGCAGCAUCAGAUGGACGUCGAGGCAGUACAAUUGGGAUCGUAGUCGAAAAGUCGAUUGCUGCGAUCACUGCAAAGCCAUCUCGGGAUUAUAUGACCUCAGAUAAUGUCAGCAGCAUCAGCAGUGAAGCCAAUGCCCGUGUUGAUACUAGUGUAGCCGCUAGUACCACCAUGGCUACGACUACAAGUAUAACAACCGUUGCGAUUGCUGAUAGUGCGACUAAAGCCUUUACUAAUACUACAGAUACUAUCUCGAAGCAGCCAGUUCAAAUGCAAAACAUUGAACCAUCUCCUACACAGCAGUCUUCACCAACCUCGAGCUCCAAAAACUUUUUCCGUGAUCUGUUCCGCAGAUCUAAUAACACUCCUUUGAUCCUCUCUACACCUGCUACGCCUUCGGCCCCUACUGCACGCAAACUAACUUCAGCACCAGCACCAGCAUCUAUCGCUCUGACCACCUCAAUCUCUGCUGCUGCUCCUAUUGCUCUUAUGACCUCUGCAACUGCCUCGCCUGUUAUUAGCCAGUAA